AAGGGGCCGGUGCUACCGGAAGGAGGAACACAGCUGGCAGGGAGAGGUUAAAAAGGAGCCCAAAGAGUGCCAAGGCAGAGGGCUCCAGUCCUGCGCCAGCAGAGACCUCACUGUGCUCAGAGCAGGGGACGAUGACAGACGUGAAGGUGAAGACCGAGCUUCCUGAUGACUACAUCCAGGAGGUGAUCUGGCAGGACGACGCCAAAGAGUCCAAGAAGAACGUCAAGGACGGGUCUGGGGAUGUGCCAGCCGAGAUCUGUGUGGUGAUUGGGGGGGUCCGGAACCAGCAGACCCUUGGGUCCUACGAGUGUGGAAUAUGUGGGAAGAAAUACAAAUAUUAUAACUGUUUCCAGACCCAUGUGCGAGCACAUCGAGACACUGAAGCAGCCUCAGGUGAAGGAGCAUCCCAGGGCAACAACUUUAGGUACACGUGUGAUAUCUGUGGGAAGAAAUAUAAAUACUACAGCUGUUUUCAAGAGCACCGAGACCUCCAUGCUGUGGAUGUGUUUAGUGUCGAAGGAGCCCCAGAAAAUCGGGCAGACCCUUUUGAGCAAUCUGUCGUGGCUACAGAUGAAGUAAAGGAGGAGCCUCCAGAGCCAUUCCAGAAAAUUGGGCCAAAAACUGGUAACUACACCUGUGAAUUUUGUGGCAAGCAGUACAAGUACUACACCCCUUACCAGGAGCACGUGGCCCUUCACGCCCCCAUCAGUACCUCCGCUGGGUGGGAGCCGUCUGACGAGCCGGACACUAGUUCUGAGUGUUCACAUCCAGAGUUCUCUCGAUCUCCACUCUUCAUGGCAGUGAAGACACAGGCGAGCCAGUCGGGCAAAAAAACACCAGCUUCCAUAGUCCGGUGCUCCACCCUUCUACAACGCACCUCCUCGGGUGCCCCUCCAGCCUCCCAAAACCAGAUGUUCCGCGCUCCAAAUUCCGGAUCCCCAGGAAGCAAGGCAACCACAGCAGAAAGCGCCUUCAGUAGGAGAGUCGAGAGCAAAGCACAAAACAACUUUGAAGAAACGAAUAGCAGUUCUCAGAAUUCAAGUGAAGCUGCAAGCCCCCUGAUUUCCAACCCAUUCCCGCUCUUGCAGAAACCUUACACCUGCGGCGCUUGUGGGAUCCAGUUCCAGUUUUAUAACAAUCUCCUGGAGCACAUGCAGUCCCAUGCAGCUGACAAUGAGAACAACAUCGCCUUCAACCAGCCGCGGUCGCCUCCGGCUGUCGUGGAGGAGAAGUGGAAGCCACAGCCUCAAAGGAACAGCACCAACAACACUUCCGUGAGCGGCUCGGCUCCCAACAGCACCAUCCCAGAGAAGGAGCGGCAGAACAUCGCGGAGCGGCUGCUGCGCGUGAUGUGCGCGGACUUGGGCACGCUGAGCGUGGUGAGCGGGAAGGAGUUCCUCAAACUGGCGCAGACCCUGGUGGACAGCGGCGCCCGCUACGGCGCCUUCUCGGUCACCGAGAUCCUCGGCAACUUCAACACGCUGGCCUUGAAACACUUGCCCCGGAUGUACAACCAGGUGAAGGUGAAGGUCACCUGCGCGCUGGGCAGCAACGCCUGCCUGGGCAUCGGCGUGACCUGCCACUCGCAGAGCAUCGGCCCCGACUCCUGCUACAUCCUCACGGCCUACCAGGCCGAGGGCAACCACAUCAAGAGCUACGUCCUGGGCAUCAAGGGCGUGGACAUCCGGGACAGCGGGGACUUCGUGCACCACUGGGUCCAGAACGUGCUGUCCGAGUUCGUGAUGUCCGAGAUCAGGACGGUCUACGUCACGGACUGCCGGGUGAACUCGGCCGCCUUCUCCAAGGCCGGCAUGUGCCUUCGCUGCUCGGCCUGUGCCUUGAACUCGGUGGUGCAGAGCGUGCUGAACAAGCGGACGCUGCAGGCCCGCAACAUGCACGAGGUGAUCGAGCUGCUGAACGUCUGCGAAGACCUGGCCGGCUCCACGGGCCUCUCCAAGGAGACCUUCGGCUCCCUGGAGGAGACCUCGCCCCCGCCCUGCUGGAACUCGGUGACCGACUCCCUGCUGCUGGUGCACGAGCGCUACGAGCAGAUCUGCGAGUUCUACAGCCGCGCCAAGAAGAUGAACCUCAUCCAGAACCUGAACAAGCACCUCCUCAGCAACCUGGCCGCCAUCCUGGCGCCCGUGAAGCAGGCCGUGAUCGAGCUGAGCCACGAGAGCCGGCCCACCCUGCAGCUGGUGCUGCCCACCUACGUGAAGCUGGAGAAGCUCUUCACCUCCAAGGCCAACGACGCCGGGGUCGUCAGCAAGCUCUGCCACCUCUUCCUGGAGGCCCUGAAGGAGAACUUCAAGGUGCACUCGGCCCACAAGGUCGCCAUGAUCCUGGACCCCCAGCAGAAGCUGCGGCCCGUGCCGCCCUACCAGCACGAGGAGAUCAUCGGCAAGGUGUGUGAGCUCAUCAACGAGGUGAAGGAGUCCUGGACGGAGGAAGCGGACUUCGAGCCCUCCUCCGCCAAGAAGCCCCGGGCCGCCGGCGAGACCGCCACCGCUCAGGAAGACGACCGGUUUGGGAAAAAUGAAGUCUAUGACUAUUUGCAGGAACCUCUCUUCCAGUCCACCCCCGACCUCUUUCAGUACUGGUCCUGCGUGACCCAAAAGCAUACGAAACUAGCCAAACUUGCCUUUUGGCUGCUCGCGGUGCCCGCCGUGGGGGCCAGGAGUGAGUGUGUAAAUAUGUGUGAGCAAGCACUUCUCAUUAAAAGGAGGCGGCUUCUUAGCCCCGAAGACAUGAACAAACUCAUGUUUUUGAAGUCCAACAUGCUUUAAAACUGUCUUUUAGUUUAAAAAUAAUAAUAAUAAUAAUAACUAUAAAACACUGUCGCAAUCAAAGAAAAGGAAUUUAAGUUCUAAACACUGUGGACCUCAUUAUAAAUGCCCCUGGAAACUUAAGUGCUUUUUCUAUGUGUAUAUACAUGAGUGUGUGUAGCGACACACGGGCGUGUAUGUACAUAUGUACGUAUACCAUAUGGAUAAAUACACAUACAUUGUGUAUGGGAAUAUGUGGUUCGUGGGUCUCUUUGUGCAGACCGUGGAACCGCAUACACACAUACACAUAUAUCCCCUGUGCUCAUGGACACGUACCCGUGUGUACAUGUUGCACUGCGUGGGGUAUGCGAGGAAAAAUGAGUGUAUGUGAGAGAGGGAGUACUUUACCAGGAAAAUGCUUCUUGUCUCCAUCAGGGCUUUUUUUUUUUUUUUUUUUAAAACAGACUCUCCAUGUUUUCAGGUGUGUAGACCAGUAGGAGGCUGAUGUUGUAAAGUCUUCAGGCAGCUGAGAUCUAAAAGUGACUUGAAGUUUCUUUGAUUUCUCUUCCCUUUCCCCUUCAAACCUCUCUCUCCCUUUUCCCAUCCCCUCCUCCCCCACCCUCUCCCCUCUGGGGCUGUCUUGCCAUGGAUAUUUGAAUCUGCAUUAAGUGGACAAUAUCUGCACUGGACUUUGCUUUUCCAAUUACCUUGUAUAUUUUCAGGGCAUUGAUCAGCCGCCUUCCUAACAUCUGUCACAUGUUAUAAAGGCAGCUGCGUUCUAGAAACACACCUAUCUCUCAGAUCAGGAAAGGAGACAUUAUGGAAACAAAUAGGAUUUUUUGCUUUUUUAAAAUAUAAGAUGGAGAAGAAAAAUUUUCAGAAAAGUAGUUACUCUAGUAAACUGUCUCCAUACCUUAGUUUUUUGAGGUUAUUUUUUUUUAACAUUUUAGUGGGUUUUAACCUUUCUUUAGUUUUUGUUUUUUUGUUUUUAAAGUUUGAUUUUAGAACCCUCUAGGAGGCACUGAAUGUCUGUAACUUAUGUUUAUGGUUUUUUUAAAAAAUAUAUCUUUUCCCUUCCUCCCUUCCUUUUACCCCUUCUUCCCAAGUCACACUGUAAACUAGCUCAUCUCCGUGGUGUAAGCGACAGCCUAACGUUUUACUAAGCCUUCCCUGUAUAGUCCAGAUCUCCAAAGGAUGUAUUCCUUCUGAAGGCAUGGGGCGAGCGGGUUGGGGUGGGGGGUUGGGGCCUAACGAUGCAGAGGAUUCCAUGAUUUCACAAGCAUAGCAUCGCAUCUGGUGGAAGCAUGUGGCUUAGGAUACUUUCUGAAUGUAAGUGAAAAGCAUAUUCCCUCCUGGUUCGUUUUGCCUCAUUCAUCUCCAGGACCAGGAAUGUCUAACUGAAAUACCUAUAGUGCAUUACACUACUCAUCACAUCACUGAAUUGUUCUAGCUCAUUAGAGGCCUGUGAGUUGAUCAGAGUUCCUGUCCAGUGGCAUGUCAGACCCACAGCUUCCCCCUUGUCCUUGGCCCUGCUACCCAGAACCCUCAGAGCAGGGGGCGCAAGUUGGUCAGUCCCAGGGUUCCUGAUGUUUGACUCAGAAUCCCAUUCCUACAAGGCAAUAGAACUGGGUGCCCUGUGGGCCUCUACAGACUCCGUGCCAAAGUCCAGUGUCAGGGGAUUUUGCCUUUAGGAGUGUAUUUACGUUGAGGCUGGCUUGAUUGCAUCAUUUUGGGGGUCCCUCCCAGUUGUGAAAUUUUUAUUUCUCUUCCCUACACAUGGGGAUUUGAGAGCUAUGGACUCAGUGACGGGCGGUGACCUGUCUGGGCUGAUCCUGGAGAUGCCAGUUCUCCACUUGGUACCCUCAUCCUCACUGGAUAGAGAUGGGCUGGAAAGGCUCAGAACUCUGUCUCUUGAGGCUUAUGUACUGUAUGGCCUUUGAUCUGCAUGUUUAAGGUAACCCUCCUGGGGUGUAGCCUUCCUCUGCUCAUCUUUAUUUUGGGAAGAGUUGAGGCUCUUGUUGGCCCUUUCAGAAAGUGACCCCAGAUGGUUUUCCUACAUGAUUUGCCUUGUUUUCAAAGACAAAUUCUAACAGCUUAGGUAAGGAAUAUCUACAUCAUCAAUAACUUAUGCAUUACCCUAUUUUACCAUGAGAUACCUCUGCAAUCAAAGGCCUCAUGCCAUGAGGAGGAAAGUAGAAACCCUAUCUACUUUUGUUUUUAAUUGGUCUAUAAGCAAUUCUUGAAUUCCCUCCUUCCCUGUGCCAUCAGUAGUAGUGAGCUUGGUUAAAAGUUAGUGAGAUCCUGAGAGCCCUAGGCCCAGAUCAUCAUCUUUAGGGAAAGGAGGAAUCACUUUGAUUUACAGAUUUUGUCUCUGCAACCUUCCCUAAUCUUCCCAUCCAUAUUUAAAAAGGAAAAAUCAUCAAGGUGAUUGAUGGUUUCUGCAUCUGAGUUAAUUGUAUCAUUUUGUUAAAAGGAGAUGAUGAUCUGGGAGAGCACAGUGGGAGGGAUUUUGCUGUAUUUUUUCCCUCCCAAGUUGCUCCUGUGUAUGAUUUACUGUACCCAGGGAAAUGAACUUUGUAUGUGAUUCUUAGACAAGUGUUUGGCCCCUACCACUAUGAAGCUUAGAAACUGUACUGCGAUGAAAAUGUUUAUUUUUAAAUUCAAAGUAAACAACCAGUCUUACCUCGUUUUUGCCUGAUCCCCUGCUUUCCCUCACCAACAUCCAGGGAUUGGACUGUCCCCUCUCAUUCUUGAGAUUUUAAGUGAAUUCCACUUUGUAUUUUUUUUUCCUUUCUUGGGAAGCUUACUGCUUCUUGUAAACUUAGUCUCCAAAGGGCUGUGAAAGGGGAACAAUUCAUUAAUAGGUUUGGUGAAGAUUUCUUUCUUCUUCCCUCUGCUUCCCCAGAAAUUGGCACUGGGAACUGGAGAGACCUUGACAAGAGUCUCUUGGCUAGAGUUCUCAUGCAAGACAAAUGCCAUUACAAAGAAUUGCAUGUCACAGCCAGAAAAUAGCCAUGGCCUAGCCAAUCCCUCCCCAUUCCCAACCCCCAUCCUUUUCUUAGUCUCAGCAAUAUUCAGUUGUUCCAGAUUUUAACACAGCCAAAGAAUUUGGACAACUCCUUUAGCAUUCAGUCGCUAGCACAGCAUUUGACCUGUCAUAGGAGUUUUGUGAUCUUGGGGAUUGAUGAGAUGUCUCUCGCUUGACCACAGGGCCUGAAGGACAACAUCUAAAGUGAAAUUGUUCUCAGGUCCUCCACAGAAUGGUACCUGUGGUUUGAAAAGGACAGUUCUUACAGAACCUCUGAAUCUCCAGGAUAAAAAAUGUUCUGUGCCUGUUUUGUUUUAUAGAAAUAUAAAACUCCCAGGUGAGGGAUAGUGGUCCAGCAUUUCCAUCCUCAUCCCCUUUCUCUCUCUUUGCCAACAAGGUUGCUCUGGGUACCUCUUCCUCUCCACUAUCUAGGAGUUUACCACCUGUAAAGCAAUCCUGAAGCAUUAUUUCCUUCUUUCCUGAGAGACGCUAGUAGGGACCAGUCUGUAAGACACCCAAAUGAGAGGAAUGUAGGUCAUUAUGCUGUUCUUCAUUUCUCAUGCUGGUGAGGCAAAGAAAGCGUGUAGGCUUCCAGAAUAGUGACAGGGGGACUACAGUGGCCACCCACACUAGACCACCUGGGCAUUUCCAUCGGAGAAGCACCACGUGUCCCUUUUUGUCCCACAACUUUCUGCUUCUGCUCUGUCUCUCAGAAGCACUCUGUGUCCACCUCAUUGCAUUACCGUCUUAGUCAGCUGUGGGUAUUGCUGCUCUGACUGGGCAAGAAAGGAUGAGGUUCUUGGUGGGGUGGGCCAGAGGCCCUUCUUCAUUGUGAAAGUCCCUACCUAGGGUGGACUCCUACCGAGAGAGCUCUUAAAAUUUAUGUCAUUCACCUUUAGGAAGAAACACAAUUUCAGGGAAUACCUUCAGCUAGGACACUAAACCCCUCCCUGUUCUUGUGAAUUGGUAUUAUUCCCUUAUUCUUUUACCUUGGGAAAGUUUUGGUAUGUUCAGCCAAGUCAGCUCCCUUUUAAAUGACUCAAGGAGUCCUCAUGGAGGGAUAGGGGAAGAAGGGGAUGUAGGGGUGGAUGAUCAUUGUGAGCGUCUCUGUGAGUGACAAAAUAGAACCCUCCAAUCCCAGUCUCCUGAGAGACAGAGAAGGGGCCCAGCCAUAAAUGCCCCUGGGCUCCAUCUUUGGGGUCCAGCCUUAGGAGGCAGGAGAGUAGGUCAGUUCUUCAUAGUUCUGAGUCUGGGAAAGCAGGCUUCUGGAGAGAAACACAAAAAGCUGAGUGUACCUGAUGGGCAGACACAGAGCGAACAGGGAGAAUCCUGGAGAUGGGUCGGACAUGAAUAAAAGCCAGCGAGAGUUGGCUCCUGUGGAGCAGCAAAGAAAGUUGGGGCAACUUGAUGGGAUGCUGCUCUGUAGAAAGACAGGCUUUCUUUCUAAGGAAAUGGCCAUAAUUCAAAGCAUCUUAACUGCUCUGUCAGUUGCUUUGAACCCAACUAGACAGAACCUCUACCCCAUCCCCAUUUUCCCCCAAAAAUAAUUAGGCUGUGAUUUUUUAACAUUUGUUUCUGUCUCAAAUAGCUGCUGUGUUCUCAUCUCUGGGGAAAUUUCUGAAGGAUGAGACUUAGGGUUUGAGGAGAAUCUCCUGCCUGUCUACCAGGCCAGGAGCUGGCUGCUAGAUCCUCCCCUCCACUACUCCCCACCUCCCAUUGCCUGGGAAUCAAAACCAAGAAAUUUUGUUCAGUUUUUCCUGCAACCUUGAGGCUCGUGGUCCCAGAGGAGGCCCAAGCCAACCCCGUGCCACCAGCCUUGUCCUGAAAGAAACAUGGGUCAUUCUGAAUGAGCAAGUCUAAUAAGUUAGCUGGCCUGCCCUCCUCUCCUUCCCUCUGCUCAAUCCUCAUCUGUGACGGUAGCAUUUGUUUGCUAGGCCAGGUAUGGUAAACCAAUGAUUUAGCAUGUUUGUCCUGGAGUUUCCUUCCCCCUAAUUUUAAUUGUUUUUAGGGUUUUGUUUGGGUUUGGAGUUGAGGUUUGGGGAAUGGUUGGAUUUUUUCACAUUGUUUUUGAUUUUUGUUUGUUUUACUUGUUGGUUUUGUUUGCAGAACUAUUAUUGCUAGAGCCCUGGGUUCAGCAGAAGGAGUUCCAGGUUUGCCUUGAGGUGCAGGGCUCACUCUCUUACUUGCUAAGAGUGUCAAAUUGUGGUGUAGGCAGCUGCAUGAAGAUAGUUACUGUUCUUUUCCCUUGGUCAUAAUGAAAAACCAAGUUGUGUUCAUCUUUGUUAUUGAAGGAGGAAGAUAUGAUAGAUUUGUCAUUGGGUAUUCACAUCACUGUUCAAACGUGGGUCCCCUGCCCACUCAUCUGCUAGGGAACCCAACCCACCCACCCAUCCAAGGGACACAGGACAGAUCAUGUCCUAAUGGGCAACUUACUUUUUUUUUAUAACCAAAGUUCCUUAAAUUUGGGGCAUGGCCUAGCCUCGUGUAAAACCUCAGGGGUCUCAGAUUCCUUCGGUGCUUUCUGAAAUCCAAGCUGGCUGGUAACCAACAAGAGAAAAGACCGGCUGUACUAGGGGUCUGGGGGGAGAAGGGCAAGAAGGAGAGGCAAGGGACCUUUCUCCUGGGCAUCCUCCCUCCGUGGGAGCUAAGGGCAUUCCCUAAGAGAGAAAGGUUAGGAGAAUCUGUGCAAAGAAGGCUAGGGGAAACCCACUGACCCGUGGGGUGGGAAAGUCAAGGUGCAAACCCACUUGGACAAAUGUCAGGAAAACCUUUUAUAUAACAACCCAAGUAAAACUAUUUUUGGAAAAGUUUUUGUUGCUGUCACUAUUGUCGGUGUUCCUUCCCCUAUGACCUCUGUUGGAGUUGAAUUAUGAGUCAUUCAUAAUCAGGUCAAGCCCAUGACCAACUGUUCUCCCUCUCUCUCCUGCUCCCUUCCCUCAGUAACUGUGGGUAUCCAUCUUCCUUUCUCUUUCUGUAGAUAACAGACGUUCUAGGCAAUACCAUAGACACACCUGAGGGUGUGUCUUUCUCUGUGAGUGUAAGAAACUCAAGUCAUCUUUAAAAAAAAAAAAAAAAGAAAAAGAAAAAGAAAAAAAGAGAAAAUACAAAAAUAUAAAAAAACAAAAAAAAAACAAAAUAUCUUUUUUAGGCCAGAGUUUUCUACAGGUAUUAAUGAAUAUUUUUCUUAAUCCUUAUAAGUUUUAUGUGUUUAAUAUUUCUUAAUACCGGUAGCAUUAAUUUAUACUUUUGUAGCAACACAAUAUUUUUAUAAACGGCCAACGCUUGGCUAUGUCUUCAUGAGGGGAAUGCACAGGGCAACCCAUGGGGGCCCUGUGUACCGUGUACUGUAUUUAAAAAAAAUAAAAAUAAAAGGUUACCUAAUGUCACACUUGCUGUGUUAAUAAACAAAAGAAAUUGUUUGAAGUCUCCUGUAUUGUUGGUGUGGAUCAAGUGACUCUCUAGAGAGCCAAAUUGCACGAUUGAGUUCCCAGUUCUCAUUGUGAUAUUUAAACGCUUGGGGCCAGCUCAAGGGUUUAGGGUUUUUCUGUUUGUUUGUUGGAUUUUGUUUUUUAGGUUUUUUUUCUUUUGGUUUAUUGUGUUUGUUUCGUUUUGUUCUCCUUAAACGUUACGGUUCUGUUUUCCCUUUUUGCAGCCAAAAACGUUUAGUGCUGUUUGAAAUAUAGACUGAUAUCAGAUGGAGGGGGAGGGGGGAAGAUUUUUAGAAAAAAAUUACGAAAGAAAAGAAAAGGUUAAAAAAAAAAAAAAAAAAAAAAAAAAAAGGAAAUUGAGCCGUGUCAAUGUUGCUGUUUUUAACCAGUCUGUUGCUGUCGGAAAGCGGGGCAUUUCCAGUGAGAAAAGGAGCAGUUCCCAUUUUCCGUUCUUUAUCUGUAAGCCAAAAGCCCUUGUCCAGAAUUCAGUGACCCUGCUUUGAGAUGGGUCUCAAGCGUUCCUACAAGUUUCUUUUCCAGUGGCUGAUGCCAAGGUGGAAAGACAUACUGUAACUGUUAGAAAGGAUCAGUUGCUUAAUGAUUUUCAUGUCAGUGUUGUAUUUAUGGUUUUACAAUAAAACGACCUUUAGGAAAA
Messenger RNA from Antechinus flavipes (yellow-footed antechinus), 9876 nucleotides. RefSeq names its product zinc finger protein 618 (gene ZNF618). The coding region runs from base 132 to 2786 and encodes 884 amino acids. Gene Ontology annotation, molecular function: protein dimerization activity. The record is from RefSeq and is a predicted model, not a curated record. The transcript has 14 exons. NCBI's taxonomy places the organism in Eukaryota, Metazoa, Chordata, Mammalia, Dasyuromorphia, Dasyuridae.